Messenger RNA from Lolium perenne, 762 nucleotides. Lineage: Eukaryota; Viridiplantae; Streptophyta; Magnoliopsida; Poales; Poaceae. The record is from RefSeq and is a predicted model, not a curated record.
AUGGCCCUUCUUAAGCCCAUGAUCCUCGAAUAUUUCUCAAGCCUCUUCACUUUGGAGGUUGAUGAGGUAGACCUGGUUGUUAUGGAAAAGGUUCACAAAAAAGUUUCUACUCAAAUGAAUGAGCGUCUUCUUGCUCCUUUCACACCAGAGGAAGUUAAAAAAGCUGCUUUCAGUAUUGGAGACUACAAGGCACUCGGGCCUGAUGGCCUCCAUGCAGUUUUUACAAGAAUUUAUGCCAAGAUGAAAAAGCAACCUGGUAACAAAAAUCUCAGGUGGUCUAAACCUGUACCGCGCCAAAUAAAAGUCAAUGUGGAUGGCUCCUUCCUCCAUGAUGAUCAUACAGGUGUUGUUGGAGCAAUCUUAAGAGAUCAUGAUGGCCAUUUUAUUGCUGCUUCUACCAUGUACAUCCCAAACUUGGCGUCGGUAGCUGUAGGGGAAGCCAUGGCAUUACGAGAAGGGUUAUCUUUGGCUCACCAUAUAGGAUGUAACAACGUGAUUGCGGAAUCGGAUUCAUUAGAAAUUGUUGAGGCUUGCACCGGAGCUGAAGUGUGGUGGGGAGACUCGGCUCCUGUCUCCGCGGAUUGUGUUGAUCUCAUGGCUCUUAUUGGUACAGUGCAGGUCCAGCAUUGCCCAAGUGAAGCUAAUGGAGCAGCUCACAUGUUGGCGAAGUUUUGUUCAUCUGAUAAAAGUUCUUGUAAUUGGGUCGACGAACCCCCUAGCUUCCUUUUAGAUAUGCUUGUAAACGAUGUAACUAUCCUGUGA